Molecule: messenger RNA, 4746 nt
Organism: Sycon ciliatum
Lineage: Eukaryota; Metazoa; Porifera; Calcarea; Leucosolenida; Sycettidae
Exons: 9
Coding region: 1-3954 (1317 amino acids)
Molecular function (GO): protein binding; calcium ion binding
Source: RefSeq, a predicted model, not a curated record
AUGGUUUACGAAUUAGGACAUUCAGCAGCCUGUCACAGUGGCACAUUAAGCUAUGAUACAUCGACGGAGAGCGGCAGUCUUCAUCAUCAUUACACGCGCGUUGAUGUUGAAAACCAGUACAUAGACAAGAAUUUGAAGGACGAAUUCAACUGUAACAAGGCGGAUAUCAUCCAUAGCAGCACGUUGCCCAGAAUUUCUGGACCAAGUCAUGCUCUGUGCUCUGUAGUGAACAAGCUCUCCGGCAGAAGAUUACUUGAAACAGGAAUAUACCAGCGCGAUCAAAAGUAUCAAAGGAUCACAGAUGGUGGGCAAUACCAGUGUAUCUCACAGAACAACGUGCAGUUCGAAGAGCAAGUGAUCGAGCAGUUUCGAUCAUUUCGACUGCAUGCUGGAGAAAGAAAGACUGUGCCUUUCGAGUGUAAGUUGUUUGAAGGUCUUGUCGGUAAAGAGGCCAGUUGGUUCAACGCAGCACGGAACGAGCGCUACUUUGUUAACGAGUCAAACUCCUCAAUGGACUACCACGUGACACUGCACGAUUUCAACUACCAGCGCGUUCACAUCCGCAGGUUCAAAGAGGCGGACAAUGGCACUGUGCUCGGCUGCAUCAGUGUCGUACCACGUGAUCCCGCCCAGUGGGUGCACAAUUUUACGGCAUGUGUGGACAAGGGUCGCAGCAAGUGCAUGGAAAUGUCCCAGUACCAAUCACAUCAAAGGGAUAAGUGCAUUCGGAAGAAAACAUUUCACAGGGAUUGCAAUUUGAUCGAUACGGUCGUAACGACUGAUGCUACUUUGUUCUUCGUCCAGCUGAUUGUGAAGGAUCCUCCUAAUCGCCCGCAGAACAUUGCAGUGGUAAGCAGCCCGACAUUAACAUCGCUUCAGCUCACCUGGGAGGCACCCAUCCCGGGUAAUAUCAGCCAUGACGGCUUCGUAGCCUGGUGUCAUUCUUCAACGGCAAAUAAUGGAGCACCGCGACGCACUCAAGACUAUUUCGUGAACAACAGCACAUUUUCCGUCACGCUCACCGACCUUCUACCCAGCAGUGUGUACAACUGUAGCGUCUCGUCCACAAUCUACGACCAACGGAGUGCAUUCCACUCCGUCCGUGUUUCCACCGUGCCACUGGAGACUGUUCGGCUCGGGCUUUGCGAGGAAUGGCACUUCCGCUGCAAUCACACGGUCUUCAAUGUCACCAACACUGGCAGCUACACGCCUUGGAACUUCUCGUCGCGCGCCCAGCCGCUGUUGAUCAGAGAGACGGACCCGUCGAGUUCGUCGACGUUCGUUCGCAUUCCCAUGUUCGGCGCGGCACACAACGGACUGCGCAUCGCCUGCGGAACCUCCAACACCUUCAUGCUGUUCGAGAAAUGGGUUUUCAAGAGAGAGAAAUCCGAGAACGCGUGCAGGACGUGCGGCAGUUGCCCGGACAACGCCCUCUGCUCGGCGACUCGGCGGGGCAUGCACUGCCAGUGUCAGCCAGGCUACAUUCUAGACGGAUCGGCGUGCGUCCACUACGACGCGUGCGUCCAGGCUCGGCUAGAAACCUUGUGCCCGGCGAAGGACACCGUCUGCGUCCGCAACCUGUCCAGCUACAGCUGCGAUUGUCAGGCCGGCUACGAACGUUACUCCAGUGGCGCUUGCAAGGCGAUAAACGAAUGCGGAGGGUCCAAGUCUCACUGCGGUGCUCAUGGUGUGUGUAGCGACUUGCCUGGAUCGUUCUCCUGCUCCUGUUCGCCGGGGUACGACGGCUGUGGCGCGUCUUGUCAAGAUGUCGACGAGUGUGCGCGUGGUACUCACAAGUGUGGCGCCACGAUGAGGUGUGUUAACACUCAGGCUAGUUACACAUGUACGUGCGGGCAUGGCUACACCGGACAAGGCAAUUCAUCAACAUUGUGCACAGAUAUAGAUGAGUGUAGUCUUGACCAGACGGUCCUCGCCAAUGGAACACUUGUCGACCUUGCACCCUGUCCUAACAACGUCACCACGCAAUGCAAAAACACAGACGGCUCAUACAUUUGCCCGUGCCUGCCCGGAUUCGAGGUCAACACCACAGCUACAAGCGACGGCGGACAGUGCCAGGACGCUGAUGAGUGCAAACUGGGCAACCUAUGCACUAGCACUGGCCGUCUGCAGGCAGAAUGCAACAACACGUUUGGCUCUUUCCUGUGCCAGUGUCCUAAGGGCUUUGCGUGGAACACGACCACGCGGCAGUGUGUUGACAAGGACGAGUGUGCGCUAGGGGAGAACGAUUGCGAUCCCGACCACGGGCUGUGCACAAACACGAUUGGGGCGUUCACCUGCUCGUGCGCCCCCAUGCUUCAUACAGCGGGAGACCACAGCACGUCCAGGGAGACGGAGGGCAACGGGGUAACCUGUGGACAGUACGUCAGCUCAGGGUCGCGGAGCUCUGUAGAGUCAAUUGACAAUAUCCUGCUUAUAGUCAUCAUCGUCCUGGCUGUUGUUGCCGCCAUACUGCUCUGCAUUCUGUUCUAUCUGAGAUUCACCGUCCAGCGCACCGUCAAGGAAGUCAUUGUCUUUGAGCGCAAGGCUUCCGAUGACAAGCUGGACAGCAUUGGUGAAAUGGACCCCAGCUGCUUCCCGGACGAAUUCGCGAACGACACGUGGCACAAAAGCACACUUCACAGCAAGGCGUCUACACACACGAUGCUCGGACGAGUGAAGAAGGGGACUGGGGCCGACGAGCUAUCGCUAUCCUCGCAGCUGACGUUCGCCACGCCACAGGCGCUGUCGCCGAUGAACUCCAAAGGCAGCGCAAAGGUGACGCAGAAAUCGUCCGCCUCGUCUGUCCACGCGACCAGCAAGGCGGCGGCGCAGCGUGUGGAUUCUGAUAACCCGAACUUAAUGAUCUACUCCAACCCGUCCCUGCUCAGCUUCAAUGGCGAUCUUGAGGACCUCCUGGCGGCGGGUGCUGAUGACGCCAGCCAGAACGCCAGCAUCGGCGGCAAUGCCGCUCCUCAGCAGCGGCCGACACCAGCCGAUCCGUUUGGUCUUCCGCCGCUCAGCGCGUUUGCUGGCUACAUGGCGGCCACUGGCGAGGAGGCUCGCCUCCACCCGGAAACCGUCGCCGACCGGGGCGAGGAGGAAUACGUGCAUGAGGAGAACGACGGAGACUCGAUCAUCUCGCGGAACACCUGGGCAGCCAUGGCAGCGGAGGCGCAGCAGGUGCCCGACCCGUUCGCCAGCGUUCGCCAGAGGACCAACCCAGCGCCGAGGGCUGGGCAAUCUAACGUCCCUGCCGGUGCUACGGGUGCACACCGAGAAAGACUACCAUCCUUGUGGAUGGCAAGUAGUGAGGGCUACUCGGUGCCAAACAAAACAUCCCUAGUGGGCCAGCAGGGCCAGGACGUCGUAGGACUGAGCGCCGGCCAGAUUGUGCUCAAGACGCUUGCCGGCGAAUUAGUCGUCGCCACGGACAAUGGUGGCAUGUAUCCUCUCAGUCGUUUCAACUGCAUUCUGGAUCCUCACAGCGUUGCUUUCUAUCGUGUCCAAGCCUCUGCAAGCGGUGGUUUCGUUCUCAUUGACUCCAGGACAGGCGCCGAGCUCAGCAGCCUGUCCUCAAGUCAGGUCCUCGAUGCGUGCAAGGCGUUUGAGAAGCUCCACGCGCGCUUGGUCAGCGACAAGCGAGACGCCAUUGCCGUCGCCACGAGUGACGGCAAGGGCUCGGUGAGCUACGGCGCCCCUCGUUCUCUCCUGUCCAUGCCCAACGGCCAUUACGCGUUUGUCAACGACACCGGGGCGUCGGUGCCGCUGUGCGUGUUCGGUGUGCGCGUGGAGCCAGACCGCGCGUCUCGCUUCGCCAUUGCCUCCGCGUCCGAUAGCACAUACACGUUGUUUGACGUCGUGUUAGCUCGCCGCGUCGGAAGUGUCAAGUACGCCUCCGUCGUUGACGUGCUCUCCAUCUACCAAGAGAAACCAGACGAGCUGAUGCCGUUGUGAGGAUGCAAGCACCAAGCGGCAUUAUAGAUAGCGCGUAGCAUCUGUUUAGCAAGGUCGUUUAAUACUGCGUCUUACAUGUACGCAUGCUGUAAAUGAAGUUGAUUAACAUUAUUAAUUUUGCGAAUCAUGCUAUAUGUAUCUCUUCGAAUAUACGGAAUUUACAUAAUUGUUAUCCUUCCCGGCUUUUGUGCAUGUGCCCCAGUUCUGGAAAUCAUGCGAGGCAACUGUGUGUGUGUGUGUGUGUGUGUGUGUGUGUGUGUGUGUGUGUGUGUGUGUGUGUGUGCGUGUGCGCGUGCGUGUGCGCGUGCGUGUGUGUGUGUGUGUGUGUGUGUGUGUGUGUGUGUGUGUGUGCGUGAGUGUGAGUGGGUGUGGGUGGGUAGCGUGUGUGCAUGUGUACUGUGUGUGUGUGUGUGUGCGUGUGCGUGUGUGUGUGUGUGUGUGCGUGCGUGCGCGCGUGUGAGUCAGUCUCUUCCCGGGAGAAGAGCGACUAUGUUAGCCUUUUUUGCUAAAAUGUCUGCCAGUCCAGUUUAUGGAUUAUGUACCGACUGGCUUGUAGCGUUGUGAGCCGCAAGUAUUACAUUCAUCUCCAGCUUUGGCGAAGAAUCUAUCUACCCAUAAGGUUAUUUUCGUCUCCAGUUUUGGGGGAGAAUCAACCCUUAAGGCUGGCCUAGCAGAUUUGCAUUUAAUCAAUCUCUAUGUAGCUCUCUCCCUUCAGCCUAUUCAUUUUUUAUUCACAAAGUGCUUUUAUCAUAACUGCUUUGAAGUAAGAAUAAUAUUAUUGAAUAAUGAAAU